Molecule: messenger RNA, 1949 nt
Organism: Durio zibethinus
Lineage: Eukaryota; Viridiplantae; Streptophyta; Magnoliopsida; Malvales; Malvaceae
Product: chloroplastic import inner membrane translocase subunit HP30-2-like
Biological process (GO): protein insertion into mitochondrial inner membrane; protein targeting to chloroplast
Cellular component (GO): chloroplast inner membrane; TIM22 mitochondrial import inner membrane insertion complex
Molecular function (GO): protein binding; transmembrane protein transporter activity
Source: RefSeq, a predicted model, not a curated record
AGGGAAAGGGUGCUGUGCUGUACCAAAAUAUAUCUACAUCCAGCUCCAGCGGCAAAAUCCGGCGGCACCCACAUCCACAGCAACAGCAAAUAUACAAUUCCCAUAGCAUUUUUUUUGCUUUGGGCAGUCAAGCAAAUUACGUACUAGAAUUCUAACGAAAUGGAGCGAGGAAAAGAGCAAGGAAUGGUAGUCACCAGGUUGAUGCCUCAGCAAAACCCUCUGGAACAAUUGCAAGCCAAGUUCAAGGAAGUGGAGAACGGGUUUAGGGCAUGGCUAGCCAAGCAGUCCAUGCCAGUCGAGGCGGCUGUGGUAACCGCCGCCAGCGCUGCUCAGGGUGCUGCUAUUGGUGCUUUCAUGGGUGCCCUCACCAACGAUGUCUCCUCCUCUCUUCCAACUCCUCCUCAGGCUUCUCUCAAUCCUCAAGCCAUGGCUUCUUUCAAGCAAGCCCAGGCUCUAUCAGGAGGUCCCCUAGUACAAGCUCGCAAUUUUGCUGUGAUGACGGGUGUCAAUGCUGGCAUAUCUUCUGUUAUGAAAAGAUUGAGAGGGAAGGAGGAUGUUCAAUCUAGCAUGGUGGCAGCUUUUGGUUCUGGGGCCAUGUUUUCUUUAGUGAGUGGCAUGGGUGGCCCAAAUCAAGCUGCAAAUGCAGUCACUUCUGGACUUUUCUUCGCACUUGUUCAAGGCGGGCUCUUCCAGUUAGGGCAAAAGUUUUCUCAACCACCUGCUGAGGAUGUGUACUAUUCCAGAACAAGGUCCAUGUUAAAUAGUCUUGGGCUCCAGAACUACGAGAAGAAUUUCAAGAAAGGCUUGUUAACAGAUAGCACGUUGCCUUUGCUCACUGAUAGUGCUCUUAGAGAUGUGAAUAUACCCCCUGGACCCAGGCUUCUUAUUCUUGACCAUGUUCAGAGGGACGCAGAAUUGAGAGAGAAGCGAGGAAGCCGUGGGUGAAGUUCUGUUGUUAAGCUGGUUCACCAUGAAGGGGCAUUUUCCUAUAUAUCUGAAACUAAAGAAUAGGGGAUUAGUUUGUUUCUUUUUCAAUGAAAUGAAUUCCUUUUUGUCUCUGUUGUUCUUAACAUCCAGUUUCGAUAAACAUGCUUGUUUAGAGUUCUUUAAACCAGUUUGCUCUAGCUUUAAUUUAUUGAGUAGUUUCAGUUGCUGUUAUACUAAACAUCGGAUGAAGAUGCUAAUGCAGUAAUUUUGGAGUUUGGCCUAUGCUUUUUCUAGCCCAAUCUCAACAGGGUUAACGCAGCUGCUAUAACCAGUAAGUUUGCUGUCCCUUGUUAGCAUCCAAAUGUGUGGUAAGUUCGAUAUGAUAAUAAUAGGACUCCUGUACUGGAAUAUAAGCUGUUUGAAUUCCUGGGAAACGACCAAUGUUGUGAAUCAUGCAAUCACUUAAUGUCCGGGUGUUCUGAACUUUCUUUUGGAUGAGUUAACUUGCAAGUAUAGUGAAGAUGAUGGAAUUAUGCAGUCUGCUAUGUUGCUGUUGGGGUGAAAAGGUGGUUCCUAGUAAUAGCAUCGGUAGGUACCUAAGAAUGCAGAGAGUGGUGAAAUGAAAUUAAGCAAGGCGUUCUAAUAAUUGAAGGGUCUGUUCAGUAUUAAGUUCUUUUCCUUUUCCAUAACCUGGACCGCCCGCAAUUUUGGCAACCGUCAGUAUCCUGGUUCCUUUUCACUGGCCGCCUUUACUGUUCGUCUAGGAGAGGUUUUUCCUUGUAUAAAGGAAAACGUCGUAAGAGAAAAAUGAAAAAUUGGAAGGCAAAAAUAUGAAUAGUAGUAUGGGCCCCGCAUAAAUUAAGCCCUUGAUGGACACUUUUGUGGCCAUGGUCUUCCAGAAACGUGGAACGGGUGGACCAACCUCACCGAACAGCGGCUAUCAGCCCAGCAUAGCUUGCCUAGCAUUUCAUUUCGCUGGUAGGACUUGGAUUGCGUCACUGUGUAUCGAUCUCGAUUUGUCU